AUGUGGCGUCAAGCAGAAGACCUGCAGCAUUUCAAGGACGCCACAAUCGUGCAUCUCUAUAAACGGGGAGCUAAUCGCCAGCUCUACGACAACCAUCGAGGCCAAUCCUUGCUGAACAUCGCCGGGAAGAUUGUCGAUCGCACUCUCCCCAACCGCCUGAACCACCAUCUGCAACAAGGUCUCCUACUCGAAAGCCAGUGCGGCUUCCGCCGUCAUCGUGGGACCACGGACAUGAUCAUUGCCGUCCGCCAACUGCAGGAGAAGUGUCCGGAUAUGCGGAGUCACCUGUACUCUACCUUCGUGGAUCUGACGAAAGUCUUCGGCACAGUGGAUCGCGAAGGACUGUGGAAAAUCAUGCAGAAAUUCGGCUGUCCCUAACGAUUCACUCAGAUAGUGCGUCAGCUCCACGGCAUGAUGGCGCGAGUCACAGACAAUGGGGCUGUCUCAGAGGCAUUCGCAGUGAGCAACGGAGUGAAGCGGGGCUGUGUCAUGACGUCCACCCUCUUCAGUCUUAUGUUCUUUGCCAUACUGAUGGACGCCUACUGUGACGAACACCCCGAGAUCUGCAUCGCCUACAGGACGAACGGCCUCCUCCUCAACUACAGGCGGAUACACCACUGUCCACGCCCUCAACACCACCUCGGAAGAGGACAUGCAAAGGAGCAUGAAUUUCUUUUCCUUAGCCUGCGACAACUUCAGUCUGGUCAUAAACAUGGAGGAGAUGUUGGUCAUAUACUAACCGCCACCUAACACAGCCUACAAUGCGCCGCAACUCUGUGUGAACGGCGUCCAAAUGCAAGUGGUGGGCAACUUCACGUAUCUACGCAGCACCCUCUCCCGCAGCACGAAAAUGGACGACGAAGUAGCCCGCUAGAUUUCGAAGGCCAGUCAAGCCUUCGGUCGUCUUCAACACACAGUUUGGAAUCGUCACGGCCUUCAGCUCGAUACGAAAUUGAAGAUGUACAAGGCCGUCAUCCUACCGACGCUACCGUAUGGAGCAGAGACUUGGACAGUGUACACAAAGCAGGCACGCCGACUCAACCACUUCCACCUCAGUUUUCUACGUUGUAUACUAAGUCUGAGAUGGCAGGACCGGAUCCCAGACACGGCCGUACUGGAGCGGACGGGAAUCUUCAGUAUAUACACUAUGCUGGGACAACCGCAUCUACGCUUGAGCGGCCACCUCGUGCACAUGGACGACGAGAGGCUACCCAAAUGACUGUUCUAUGGAGAUUUCGCGACGGGUUCGCUCCGCCCAGGAAGCUCAAUCCGUCGAUACAAUGAAACUCUGAAGACCUCUCUGAAGCGCCUACAUAUCAACCCGGCAAACUGGGAAGACCUCGCCCGGGACCGACCUACGUGGAGAAGAGAAGUAAAGACAGGCGCAGCAAUCUUCGAAGCCAAGCACAGACACGCAAAUCUCAUCUGUCACCGCCGCCAACUCAUAACGCCAACGCCCAACCGCCUCCAUAUUGUCCACAAUAGUAACGAACGUUAUGGACGCCAAGUAGACUUUUUGGACACCUUUCGACCAUCUGCAGCACCCGAAUUACACCAACCGUCGUCUCUCCUCCGACCUCUCCCUCGUCUCCCCCGCCGUCAAAUAACGUUGGUCGCCCUCCCGAACCGUCACUACCAUCCUCCUCCCCCUCCUCCUCCUCUUCCAGCCCUUCAAAGACUGCCGUUGUGGCGUCUGCCAUGCCCAUCAACACUACAUACAAUCCCGACACACCAGUGAACACUAACAUCACCACUCUCAACAUCAGUGAUGAGGACCUGGUCUAUACCUGUCCUCAUUGCAAUCGUACCUUCACCUCACACAUCUGCCUAGUCGGUCACUUGCGAAUCCAUUGUACAACGACUGAAAAACCAGUGCCUGGAGCGCCAACCUACACCCGCCGCAUCCGACUCCACUGCCCACACUCCCCACGCGCAUUCAUGCACUGCAUUAGCCUAUUCAGCCACAUACGUAUCCGCGACACAACUAGCAGAUCCAGCACACCCACCAUGCCUAGCCCCGCCCACAAUCCGUCGCCCAGCGCGCCCACCACCAGCUCCACUAUCACCAUCGCCGAAGCUGAUACUGGCACUGCCGACUUCUCAUGUCCACAUUGUCCCCAUGCAUUCACUUCACGCAUCGGCCUGGUCGUCACUUGCGAAUCCAUCGCACAGAGGCUGACGAACCAGUGUCUGGAGCACCAACUUACACUCGCCGCAUCCGCCUCCACUGUCCACAUUACACUUGCACAUUCAUUCGCCGCAUGA
Messenger RNA from Spirometra erinaceieuropaei, 2265 nucleotides. The record is from the annotation of a GenBank genome assembly. NCBI's taxonomy places the organism in Eukaryota, Metazoa, Platyhelminthes, Cestoda, Diphyllobothriidea, Diphyllobothriidae.